AAAAUAUGAAGAACUUGUCCAAAAAGGUUUACCAAGGUUUCAAAUCCACAGAUAUUUUCACACAAAAGUUCACUAUGAACUUCAAAGGUCAGAAAACCUACUCCACCUUGAUUGGGGCUAUCUUCUCAGUGAUUAUCUUUGGAAUCUGAGGGUUUUAUGGGCUAAAGUUGAUAACUGUUAUGGUUAAUAGGACAAUGAUACAGACAAAUAUAAAUAAGAUCAAAACUAACUUUGAGAAAGACCCAAUCGAUAUGAUGCUUAAUGAUGAGGGAAUUUAUGUAGCUGUUUCUUGGAUCGGGAGAGAAGGAAAUGAAUCUAUUGAUAUUAUUAAAAAUAACCUAGGAAUGAUCAAUGUUACAUUAUUGGAAAGAAUACCUGAAGGAGAAGAAUCUAAUGGGGAAUCAGCUUCUUCUUUUACACUUGAAGAGUGCAUUCAGGAAAAUUUUCCAUUAGAUCCAAAUGAUCCUAGUAUUGAAAAUAGGCACGGCCAUACUUUUUAUUGAUUUAAAAGAAAUGAUUUAAUGAAGAUGAUUAAAAGAGAUAUUAAGAAGGGGAGAAGUUAUAAUUUCUUGUUUACGAUUGUUGCUUGUCCAUUCGAUAUAUGAAGUUCUUAUGGGUCAAGGCUUGAUUAUUAUAAUUAUUUGUAUUUCACUAUCAUUAGUAAAUACUUUGAUGAUUCUGAUCCUCUCGAUCCAAUAAAAACUUAUGUGCAUGAUACUGCUGCAAUUUCUCUUUCUAAAGGAUUUGUAACGGAGUUAACUUGACUAUUAGAUAGGAACAGAUAUAUUGUCAAUGAUUGGCACUCAAUUAUCACCGGAAGCAAAGAAGGUGAAUUUUUUAAUAUUGGUGAAUGAACAUCGUUCUCUCAAAAAACUCACGAUGGUAGUACUUAUGGUGUAGUUUUAUUCGAUACAAAUGAUUUUAUUCAAACCUACGAGUCAAGUGUUAUUAGCAUCCUUGAAGUUCUAGGUCGAAUUGGCGGUAUUUUUGAGAUCUUAUCUCUGAUCUGUUCCUUCUUUAUCAAAAUAAUCACUAAAUGCUUAUACAACAGAGAUAUUAAAAAUAUUCAGAAAGAAGUCAACGACCAUAAAGGUUGGUUUACGUUCCCCGUGAAAAUCAAAGCUCGAGAAAGGAGGCUCAGAGGACUGAGCUUUGCAUCUCUUAGAGUUCAGAGAAAUAAAAUUAACCCUGAAGGUAGUGUUGAUCCAAUUAAUGACAGAAGCCAACUAUAUAAAGAUAAACAGAGCAAAUUUGAUGCUCGAAUAAAGAGAAUUAAAGAAAUUUGUCGAAACAGCAAGAUCUUAACUGAAAUGGAGGAGGAGCUUGAUACUGUAAAAAUAUCUAGAUCAUUAAUGGAACUGAAGCUCUAUGUGUCCUGCCUAUUGGACAAAGAUAAAAUUACAGCCAAGGAUAAGCCUGAUAAGGAGUUUGAGAAAGAAGAUGUUCAUCUUGAGGAAGAAGAGAAGCAAUUGCCUUCAGAAAUUGCUUACCCAAAAAAUUUCUCACUACCUAUGAACAAAUUAAGGAAAACUCUAAGAAAAAAUGUUAAAAUCAAAGAGACCCCUGCUGAGCAAGACUGCAGCAGUGAAAAAGAUUACGAAGAUAAUGUAGUGAAGAAGAAGACUGGGAAUAAAUACUCUUUAAUGUAUUAGUCAAUGCUACAA
Moneuplotes crassus is the source of this 1664-nucleotide messenger RNA. Lineage: Eukaryota; Ciliophora; Spirotrichea; Euplotida; Euplotidae. The record is from the annotation of a GenBank genome assembly.